Rhizoctonia solani is the source of this 1680-nucleotide messenger RNA. RefSeq names its product protein tyrosine kinase domain-containing protein. The coding region runs from base 1 to 1680 and encodes 559 amino acids. The record is from RefSeq and is a predicted model, not a curated record. Gene Ontology annotation, biological process: protein phosphorylation. Lineage: Eukaryota; Fungi; Basidiomycota; Agaricomycetes; Cantharellales; Ceratobasidiaceae. The transcript has 16 exons. Gene Ontology annotation, molecular function: protein kinase activity; ATP binding.
AUGAAUCGUUUCAUCUCAAGUCUCUUCGCGUCCAAGCCAAAAUCCAAGGCCGAGAGAUACGGCUUGAAGGGCGGAGUUCCCGUCGUCAAUACACCAUCUCCAGCGCCCUCGGUGGUCAACACCCCUCCAGAGCCUCAGCACCCAGAAGAUCAAGAUCUUUUUGAGGGCGACGGACAUGACUCAAUACCCGUCCGCGAUUCUGACGACGAACUUGGUCCAAUACCACCCAUCCCCAUCGAGGUUGGAGGAUCCAUCAUAGACUCUGUGGCUAGACUCGCCACCCUGCCCGGGAUACAGGAGAUACGGAGCCUGAUGAAAGAAGUGCUGCACCAUGUUCAGGCGGAUAAUAAAGUCACGGCGGAGAUUAAAGUACUAGAGAGCAACUGCGAAUUUUUAUUCGACCGAAUGCAGGAUCUAAACCCAACAUCACCCGAACUCAAUGAUGAAGUGACGAGGAUGAGGAAGGAACUAACAAACACACUUGCCCAUCUAAAUCAUUAUGGCACUAGUGAAAUCGCGAGAGCCCGGAGUAGACUGGCGAUUCUCAACCGAAUCGAGCGAUGUCGUACGGCCCUUGGGCGCAUCCAGACGAAGUUCCAGUUAGUACAAGGUGCAGAGAUUUUGAACGUACAACGACAGAUACUGGCGCAACAAACCAGCUCAUCUUCGUCUGACCUUCAAAAAGAGAUCCAAGCAAGUGAAGAAGACCUACAACGGAUUAUGCGACAAUAUGCUGGCAAGAGAAUUCCCCGGGAAAUGAUCCUAUCAGAACAGAUUGUAUAUAGAGGGAGUAAAUCCCACGGUGACGGGAGGCGCUUUGGCGUUUACAAAGGUGAACUUAUGAACGGAGAGAAGGUGGCCAUCAAAAUUUCUGCACACAAGCCCGGCUUGCACGACGACAACGGAAGGAACUUUGGUAGGCGAAUUCUACGACACGCCACGACCUGGCAAUCAUUCGACAACAAAUACAUUCUUCCUUUUCUCGGGAUGGGCGUUGAAGUCAUGAAGGCGGAGGAGCCUGGCUCUUGGGACCACUUCAGAGUAUAUUUCGUUUCUCCAUGGAUUCCAGAUGGCGACGCGGUCAAUUUUAUUCGGAAUGCACGCCUGCAAGGUUCAUAUGUUGAUGUUGCGAAGAUUGUCCGUGAUGCAGCCUUGGGGCUGAAAUAUUUACAUCAACUAGACGAGCCUUGCGUUCACGGUUCAAUACGGGGCGAGAAUGUCUUGAUCAAGAUGGAAGGGGGUAUCGAACAGGGAUGUCUCAACGGGUUUGCCCUGACUAAAAGGCAGAUCCGUAGUAAACCGCCUCCGGAACUCACUGGUGAAGACGGUAUAUGUAGAUGGAAGGCGCCUGAAAUAAUAGACUCCAUAUCCGGUGACCCCCAAAUGGAUCCUUCUUCUGAUAUAUGGUCGUGGGCAAUGACAGCGUUGCAGCUCUAUUCAGGCCUUGAACCGUAUCAUCAACAUGUCAAAGACCACCGAAUCUGCGCCGAAAUAAUGGCAGGCAGAACUCCCAAACGAGAGGAUUAUCCAGAAUUUGACAAGUAUGCGCCGCUUCCCGACAAAACAUGGACGCUCCUUGAGAAAUGCUGGAACAUGGAGCCGGAGGAGCGACCUACGAUUCAAGAUGUUGUUGAUGAGCUUGAGAUGAUUAAUUCUGAAGCUAACCCUGAUUCUAAUUAG